Molecule: messenger RNA, 2033 nt
Organism: Paramisgurnus dabryanus
Lineage: Eukaryota; Metazoa; Chordata; Actinopteri; Cypriniformes; Cobitidae
Product: cerebellin-1
Biological process (GO): maintenance of synapse structure
Cellular component (GO): glutamatergic synapse; synaptic cleft
Molecular function (GO): protein binding
Source: RefSeq, a predicted model, not a curated record
UUUGUCUUUUGGCUUUAAACAUGAGCGACCUGCUUUGAUGCCUGCAUGUUAAAAGUUCACUGUUAGAUGUCUGAAUCCCCUUGAGAAGCUAAUAGAUCUGAAGACAAAGAGAAGGAUAGUGGACUUGGGUGAAACUGGAUUAAGUUGAUGUUUUUAUCUUUUAAUGAACAGGCAGAUUUUCUGUUGGGCUUUUACUGAAUUACCAGUCAGGGUCAGAGAAUCAUCGGAGCAGGAUCAUGAAAGGCAGGUGGUUAGCCCACUUCUCUCCUCUCGCACGCUUUCUCUUUUUGAUGAGUCCCCUGCUGGUGUGGAGCCAAAAUGACACAGAGCCCAUCCUGCUGGAGGGAAAGUGUUUAGUUGUGUGCGAUUCCACUCCCACAACAGAACCGGCUGGGAACGCCUUGGGAAUGUCGGUGCGGUCUGGGACCGGCCGCAUCGCCUUCUCGGCUCUCCGGAACAACAACCUGGAACCCUCUGAGAUGAGCAACCGAACCAUGAUCAUAUACUUUGACCAGGUUCUGGUAAAUGUGGGGGGUCAUUUUGAUCCAGCACGAAGUAUUUUCCAGGCUCCUAGAAAAGGAAUAUAUAGCUUCAGUUUCCAUGUCGUCAAAGUUUACAAUCGACAGACAAUACAAGUGAGUCUAAUUGUGAACGGUUGGCCGGUCAUCUCAGCCUUUGCUGGUGAUCAGGAUGUAACUCAUGAGGCAGCGACUAAUGCAGUUCUGGUUACCAUGGAGAGAGGAGACAAGGCUUACCUUAAACUAGAGAGAGGCAACCUGAUGGGAGGCUGGAAGUACUCCACAUUCUCCGGGUUCCUUGUUUUUCCCUUAUAGAACGGAUUGUAAGAGAUGUGUACGAUGUUCUAGUGUGACUGAUGUUUCUAUAAAAAACUGUGUGCAUUAUGCUUUCAUUCUUAAAGGGUUAGUUCACCCCAAAAUUACAAUUUGAUCUUAAACCACACAGAGGUAAGAGAUUUAUGAUCAAAUUGUAAUUUUGGGGUAAACUAACCCUUUAAGAAUACCAAUAUAUAUAUACAGUACACUAUACCUAAACAAUAUAUAAAUCUUUACCACAAAUUCAAAAUAUGCCCUGAAUCUCUUAGAAACAGUGAUGUUACUGUAAGUUAAAUCAACUAAAACUCACUAUUGCAAUCUAAUAUUGGUCUGUAGUUAUUAACUUGCUAGGAAUAAAAGAAAAAUCUUUAUUUUAUUCACUAUUUUAUCAUCUUUCUUACUAUACCUGGAGGAUACAGAUAUGCACUUUGUUUAAAAAAAAUUUUUUCCAACAAUAAAAGUAUUUUACAGUUACUGUACACUGUAAAAACUGCUGUUAAAAAGCGGCCAGAUUCUACAAAACAGUAAAGUAUUGUAGAAAUGUACAUGCAUGCAUCCUAAACUCAAGGCAACUGGUUUCCAAUUUACUGUUAAUUUACGUUAGCGUUUUUUUUACAGAGUACGUUACCUUACCAUGUUGUGAUGCAUGAGACAAUCAGUGAAUAUUUUCUCUAUGUAAAAACAUAUAAUAAUUCUUAUGUCUUUCCAUAUGUUAUUUACUGCAUGUAGUGAUGCACAAUGUGCAGUUUAUAGAAGUUGUAAAUCAUUGCGUUUUAUUCGUCCAUGUUCUGAAGGUCAAAGUGUAAACGGUCACAAUGGUGGAUCGAGUUUCUAUUUAUCAUCAUUAGCAGCCAUCUGUCCUUCUGGCUUCAAAACUUUUACCUUGCUGCCCGGGAACAGAAGCUCUGCGUGGACACAUUGGUCAUAGAUCCAACUACAACUAUGCCAAAACGUCACAGGGAUUCAAAAGACUCUACUGAAUAAUCUUAGCUCAAAUUCAAUUCAAUUCAUAUUUAUUUGUAAAAGCUCUUUUAACAGUGCAUAUUGUUUCAAAGCUGCUAUUAUACAAAACACAGACAGCGGAAAUUCAUAGCACUGUAAAAACAUUAAGACUGAGACAUUCCCAUAAGAUUCAACAACAGCCAUGGAAAACACUUUUAACUUGGCAGAAUAUCAAUAAUAAAAUCCAUUUAUCAAACA